AUGGCCUCAACAUCUACAUCUGCAGGAACCAGCUCAACGGGACAGGAUGUCGAAAGUGUCACCCAUAUCCAAAUGGCGGGACUGACCGUGCUGAUGAUUAAAAAAAAGGACCAGGUCAUUUACAAACUACCCGACAACAUGUCUGUCACCUCAUUGACCCAAGAUCAGCGGGAACGCCUGUUGGCAGAGAUCAACCUCCUUCACCACCAACAAACAACGGCUCAGGCAAUAGCAGUGACGAAUGCACAGACACAUCAGGUUCAACUGGCACAGGCAGCAGCACAGGCAGCAGCACAGGCGCAAGCAGCAGCACAAGGUGGCGUUCGGCCGAUUGCUCCAGUCAUUCCGCUCGCAGUCAGUCAGGUCCCUGUGACACCCAUCGUAACAUCUGCAUCAAGGCUCUCGGCACUCAGCACACGUUUGAACCAAAACGCAGCAUCAGCAGACAAUCAACACAAGACAACGAGGCGGUACAACAAGACCGGGAAAUACUCCAAAAAGAAACUGGUGCAGCAACAACAGAGUUCAGAGCGGCCUACAGACUUGACUGGAGUUCGGACAGGCGCAGGAGCCAGUGGACAAGUACAUACACCGGAUCAACUGACGCAGUCCCUCGUUUUCAACAAUGCGCAUCAACAAGCGUAUCAGACAACUGCAGGAGCUGCAGUGGCAGGAGCUCCACAAGCAGCAACCGCUGCGUCGGUAGCAGGGACUCCUUCCUCAAUGACCGCAGCAUCUCCGUCUGCCACCAGAAUCACUUCCGCGGCAUUAGGCGGCUCAACAACAUCCAAAGCCAAGCCGAUACUGCUACAGCCAUCAUCGUUGGCGACAUUAUCUCCCACACAAACACCAUCCGGCACUCCGCCACUCACGCCCGCUCAGAGGCAGGCCCAGCAAUCGCCUUCCUUGGCGCUGGCAACACCGGAUCAAAUGAAGCAGCUUAGGUUACUCCAGGAGAUUCACCUCAUUCAGCAACAGGUCGAGGCUCAGCGACUUCGGGCAGAUGCAUUCCGGGAACAUGAGCUUGCGGUUCGCCGCCUUUUGGCGAACCAACGACCGGUGGAUGAAAAGACGGUGCAGUUAGCAAAGGAGAAAUUGGCGGACGCGGAAGGAUCGUUGGAGAGAUUCUGGAACCUGCUACGAGAGAAGGAAGCUACUUUUCGCGAGCAAUUUCCUGUGGCGAGCCAGCAGCUCUUGCUACUCCAACAGCAGCAGCAACUAGCACGGGCAGCUGCCAACACAGGAGCGACAGGACAAUCUACUCCGCCUACACGCGCACCAGCACUCACGACGACGCCAUACUUGGGCAUUACACCAUUGCCGGGAAGUCUAACAAAACGACUACCCGGUGCCCAGGCAGAGGAUGAAAAGUUCAAGCAGGAGAUGAGGCAAUACCAUGAAAGCGUCAGCAAUGGGAUGAGCCGGGAGGUGGAAACAGUACACAACAGUAUGAAGAAACCGGACUGGCGAACUCCUUUUACGUCUCUCGAGGAUGCCAUCGAACGCCUUUUACCCUUUCACGUUUAUCAAUAUCCAACUCGCGACAUGGACUCCCACGCUAAAGCAUUCACCGAUCGAUCCGAAGAAGAGCUGAAUGCCAGGUCGCUGGGGAUUCAUCGACGAAAGCAUCAGUUGGUUGAAAAGUACAAGGAGCUGGUCAAGACGCAUGCAGCAAAACGGACAAGGAUAAACCCGUCGUUGGCGCUGGAGAUUGUCGCUCUUCGAUGUGAUGUGGUAGAUGAGAAGGAGAGCCACCGGAAGGUGUUUGAGGAAAAUGAAGGUGUUCAGGCAGAGGGCAGGGUGUUGAGGGAGGAGCUGGAGCGGAGGCAGGCGAAUCUUGUUCAACAGAGAAAGGCGGAAGCGGUGAUGAUUGAGCAGCAGCAGAGGUUGAUGUUGGAGCGUCAGAGGGAGGAGGAGGAGGAGCUUGAGGCGGCAAAGCAAAGGUUGAUGGCACAGCAGGGUCAGCGACUGGAUGAGACGCAGAGGGAGCAGCAGGUGGGAUUAUUGCAUUUGCAGCAGGCACCAAAGGUUUUGACGGAGGAAGAGAAGGCGCAGAAGAAGAAGGAUGCAGACCGGAAGGAGUUUGAGAGACGGCACCAACUUGAACUUGAGCGGCAGAUGGGGAUUCAUCAGGAGCAAGCAGAGCGAGUGUUAUCGUCGUUGUCAUCCAUGUCGUCUCUGUCGGCUCUGUCGUCGUUGUCCAUCUCGAUGACCGCAGAAACCCUCAACCAGGGCAUGGACCCCAAUCCACUCCUCAUGUGGCAGCCAACCGAUCCCGAAACCACAGAGAUGAGCAAGUUCAGGGUCCACGUCAACAACAAGCACUCUCUUGCCCUCCAGAACUACAACGAUCUCUGGCAGUGGUCCGUCGAUGAGAUCGAACUCUUCUGGUCCGCCGUCUGGGAGUACACCAACGUCGUUUCUUCCACCCCUCCCUCUGGACCCGUGGUUGAUGGAUCCCUCCCCAUGGAUCAUUUCCCUGCCUGGUUCCCCUCCGCGCGCCUCAACUUUGCCGAAAAUGCCCUCUGGUGCAAGGACCCAACCAAGACCGCCAUCAUCGCCACCGGUGAGCUCCAGUCCAAACCCCAGCGCAUCUCUUACGCCGAUCUCUACAGCCGUGUCCGUCAGUGCUCCAAGGCCAUGCGCAAGGCUGGUGUGGUCAAAGGAGACCGUGUUGCUGGCUACAUCGCCAAUUGCCCCGAGGCUAUUGUCGCUAUGCUGGCUGCCUCGUCCAUCGGAGCCAUCUGGAGCUCCACCUCUCCUGAUUUUGGAACUAUCGGCGUGCUCGACAGAUUCUCCCAGAUCAGGCCCAAGCUUCUCUUCUCCGUCAAUGCCGUCGUCUACAACGGUCGUCCUCACGAUCAUAUCCAAAAGCUCAACAAGGUCCUCGAGGGCCUCGACAUGGUCGAGAAAGUCAUCCUCAUCCCAUUCGUUCCUUCCCAACCCUGUGAAGCUGCCUCUGUCAACAAGGGCUCCACCUGGUCCGAAUUCCUUGCUACCUCCGGAGAGCCACUCUCUACCACCGCCUCUUCUAACCUUCAACCACAGGACCAGGAACUCAUCGACUUUGAACCUCUUCCCUUCAAUCACCCCCUCUACAUCCUCUUCUCCUCCGGAACAACAGGAAAGCCAAAGUGCAUCGUUCACUCUGCAGGAGGCAUGCUUCUCCAACACAAAAAGGAACACAUCCUUCAUGGAAACCUUUCCUCCUCCGACAUCCUCUUCCAGUACACUACCACUGGAUGGAUGAUGUGGAACUGGCUCGUCUCUGGCCUUACCCUCGGAGCCACCAUCGUCCUCUUUGAUGGAUCCCCCUUCAAGCCUGGUCCAGCGGCCCUCUGGGACUUGGUCGAGCAGGAGAACGUCACCGCCUUUGGAACCAGCGCCAAAUACAUCCAGGCCAUUCAGGAUGCUGAUUACAAGCCCAACCAGAACCAUAACCUCAAGCACCUUCAUUCCAUCUACUCGACCGGUUCGCCCCUCAAGCCUGAGAGCUUUGACUUUGUCUACGAGCACAUCAAGAAGGACCUUCUUCUGGGUUCCAUCACCGGAGGCACGGAUAUCUGCUCCCUCUUUGCCUCCCAUAAUGCAGCUCUCCCUGUCUACCGCGGUGAGAUUCAGUGCCGAUCCCUUGGAAUGAAGAUUGAAGCCUGGACUGCUCCAUUCAAGCCAGUCUUUGGCGACUCUGGCGACUUGGUCUGUUCCCGUCUCUUCCCUUGCAUGCCAGUCUACUUUUGGGAUGACCCCGAAAACAAAAAAUACAAGUCGGCCUACUUUGACAACUACCAGGGAGUCUGGUACCACGGAGACUUUGUCUGGAUCAACCCCAACACCGGCGGCAUUGUCAUGCUCGGACGAAGCGACGGUACCCUGAACCCCAACGGCGUUCGAUUCGGUUCUGCCGAAAUUUACAACAUUGUUGACACCUACCCCGAGGUCGAGGACUCUCUCUGUGUGGGCCAGACGUUCAAGGAUGGCACGGAUGAGCGCGUUGUUCUUUUCCUUAAGGUCGCAGGAACCGACAAGGCGUCCUUGGCUGCCGCCGCAAAGACCAAUGGCGAUGAGACAGAAGCUGACAAACAACUGUUGGACGCCCCCUUGGAUGCCACUUUGGUGAACCGGAUCAAGACCCAUAUCCGCAACCAGCUCAGUCCACGCCACGUACCUGCCUUUAUUCUCAAAACCAAGGAUAUCCCCUAUACAAUUAACGGCAAGAAGGUGGAGAUCGCCGUGAAAAAGAUUAUUUCUGGUCAGACGAUUGUUCCUUCGGGCACACUUGUCAACCCAGAGUCCUUGGAUCUUUAUUACAACAUCCCUGAGCUCCAACAAUAA
Messenger RNA from Linnemannia hyalina, 4332 nucleotides. The record is from the annotation of a GenBank genome assembly. Lineage: Eukaryota; Fungi; Mortierellomycota; Mortierellomycetes; Mortierellales; Mortierellaceae.